Molecule: messenger RNA, 1483 nt
Organism: Meleagris gallopavo (turkey)
Lineage: Eukaryota; Metazoa; Chordata; Aves; Galliformes; Phasianidae
Source: RefSeq, a predicted model, not a curated record
AUGCGAAUGAUUCAAAUGAACUACGCUGGGCAGCUAUCAACAGACGACUUAAAUUCUCUGAUUGCACACGCGCAUCGUCGCAUCGACCAGCUGAACAAGGAGCUGGCUGAGCAGCGGGUCAGGGAGCAGCAGCACAUCGAGCUGGCCCUGGAGAAACAAAAACUUGAAGACAAAAAGGCACUUGAGGCAGCUGUGGCGAAAGCACUGGAGCAUCACAAAAGUGAGAUUGAAAUAGAACAAGAGAAGAAGGUCGAAGAGGUCCGAGAGGUGAUGGAGAGCGAAAUGAGGACGCAGCUCCGGCGGCAGGCAGCUGCCCACACCGAUCACCUGCGGGAUGUUCUUAAGAUCCAGGAACAGGAGCUGAAGGUGGAAUUCGAGCAGAACUUAUCAGAGAAACUCAGCGAGCAAGAAAUGCAAUUCCGACGCCUUACUCAGGAGCAGCUUGAUAACUUCACGCUGGAUAUAAACACUGCCUACGCCAGGCUGAAAGGAAUUGAGCAAGCAGUUGAGAGUCAUGCAGUAGCAGAAGAGGAGGCCAGAAAGGCCCAUCAGCUGUGGCUUUCUGUGGAAGCACUCAAAUACUGCAUGAAGACAGCCUCUGGUGACAGCCCCACAGAGCCGCUGGAGAGCGCAGUGAAGGCCAUCAAGGCCAGCUGUUCUGACAAUGCCUUUACAGAAGCCUUAACAGCAGCCCUCCCCCAGGAGUCUCUGACACGAGGAGUGUACAGUGAAGAGGCCCUCAGAGCACGGUUCUACACAGUCCAAAAACUGGCAAAAAGAGUGGCUAUGAUUGACGAAACAAGAAACAGCUUGUAUCAGUACUUCCUGUCGUACCUGCAGUCCCUUCUUGUGUUCCAUCCUCAACAGCUGAAGCCACCAACUGAGCUCAGCCCCGAUGACCUCGAUACAUUUAAAUUACUGUCUUACGCUUCCUACUGCAUUGAACACGGAGAUCUGGAGCUGGCAGCUAAAUUUGUCAACCAGUUAAGAGGAGAGUCCAGGAGAGUUGCACACGAUUGGCUGACUGAAGCUCGAAUGACCCUCGAAACCAAACAAAUAGUGGAUAUCCUGACAGCAUACGCCAGCGCUGUGGGGUUGGGAACAACUCAAGUGCAGUGAGCUCGGACUGUUAGUUCAGAGGCAGUUCAGCAGUUGCUCACGCUGCAGAGAAACCCAAUGACCUCCUAAGGGUGAGCUCCUAAGGAUUGCAAACCAGCCAGCUGGUGGGGGCGAGCUGGAAGCGUUAAAUCAAAGCGUGGGUCCUGUCCUGUUUCCUUGCACUGUAUUUAAUUUACCACCUGUUGUAUUUGUAUUGGUUUUGAGUUAUCAUGACCACCGACUUCAGGAAGCUUCUUCACAAUUUGUGUAACUAUUUUGUUUCCCCAUCUUAUCAAGCAGGCUUGUGAUCCAACCAAAAUGUUUGUAACCUAUCAUUAAUGAUUUGCCACAUUGUCAGCUGAAUAAAACAAGACUUCAACCACUC